AUGACAGCGGAAAGAAUUGUAGCAGGUUAUGUAGCUGCAGUUCCCAAGGGCGUCUCUCAUCGCUUCGUUGGACUGGAUGCUCCUUCGAAAAAGCGAUCACUCAAUAGUCAGCAAAUAUUCCAGGGGCUUUACUGGACUCUUGAAGGGAACACUCCAACUAUUGCGUUCGUAGCUACCCAUUAUAAUGCAGACUUUUUGGAGCAUUACCUUGCUGGCGAUCUUGUUGCCCGUGGGUACGGCUUUCUUGGGUGGAACACUAGAUUUCGAGGCCUUGAAGACCUUUUUAUUCUGGAAGCUACGGUGGAAGAUAUCGGUGUCGGAUGUCGCUGGCUGAAGGAUAUUGCCGGCAAUGAUCCGGUUAAAACUGACCCUAGUCUGGGCAUGUACCAUGCGGCCAAUGGACCCCCAUAUUCACAGGAAUUUAUUCAACCGUAUCGGGCAGCCCCAGUAGACAAAAAUCAUCGUAUUACUCAGUGGGUAAAACAAGAGCUCCAGCGGUUGAAUGAUGCGGGUGUCCCCGAUCGAAUCUUCCUUAUACAUCGAACGAUAGCAGAUUUAAGAUCCAUGAACGCGACAAUCGAUCAAUCAGAUCGACCAGUUCCUAGCUGCUAUUUUGGCGAUCCAGUCCAAGCAAAUUGUGGCAUUGGUCUUGCAGGUCACUCUAGUUCUUUACACACCUGGCUAUCUUUGUGGAGCUUACAGGAGUCGGAAAACAAAUUCGAAGUCUUCGCAACCAAUUGGGAUAUACUAACAGCUGCUAUUCAGGGAACGGCAGGUAUUGGAGUGUUCAACUCAGAUGCUCGCAACAUCUUUAAUAACCUUAUGACCAAAGACAAGGAAUUGCACUUGAUCCCAGGCGGGCACUUUUUUGACGAUAGUGAACAUACCUACAAUGGGGAAUAA
This is a messenger RNA of Bipolaris victoriae FI3, 903 nucleotides long. RefSeq lists its product as hypothetical. The transcript is spliced from 2 exons. Lineage: Eukaryota; Fungi; Ascomycota; Dothideomycetes; Pleosporales; Pleosporaceae. Bases 1 to 903 code for a protein of 300 amino acids. The record is from RefSeq and is a predicted model, not a curated record.